Molecule: messenger RNA, 5327 nt
Organism: Conger conger (European conger)
Lineage: Eukaryota; Metazoa; Chordata; Actinopteri; Anguilliformes; Congridae
Gene: dlg1a
Product: discs large MAGUK scaffold protein 1a
Exons: 26
Coding region: 786-3683 (965 amino acids)
Biological process (GO): chemical synaptic transmission; neurotransmitter receptor localization to postsynaptic specialization membrane
Cellular component (GO): postsynaptic density membrane; neuromuscular junction; neuron projection
Molecular function (GO): kinase binding
Source: RefSeq, a predicted model, not a curated record
GACGCCAUUUUGGAGGAAAGUUUGGAAUUUCGGAUAUAUAGGAAGGAGAAAAAAACAGGAGGGGAGAGAAAGAGAAGUUUGGCUUGAGGGGAAAAAUAAGGAAACAUCAGGGGAAAGGAUUUUUGGAGGAAGAACAACCAGUAUGAGGGAAGGAGGACGUCGCUAAUACAUGGAUUGAACUUCACAUACGUCAACCUGAAAGUGGAUUUGUUAUUUCAGAUUGUUUUAGUACUUGUAGCAGUCUCGCGGCAGUAUAUGUGGAUUGUUGCGCUGACAUAAUUAUGCACCGCACGACCCUCCUCCUGGUUGGUUGAUGACCGGUCCGCUCCAAUUUUCUGUCAAAGUUUAUCAAAGUCCCAGGGCGAGCAAAGAGCGCAGGCGGCCAGUGUGCAUGUCUUGCGAGGUCUGCUGAAUCCCGUUCGCCACUGUCAGGUUUCUGAAGUGUGUCUCGCUGGCUGGCUGGCUGGCUUGCGAACCGGUGGGGAUUUGGACGCCAAUGCACAGAUCGGAUUCUCUGUUCGUUUGGUACCAAAGUAACCCUUAGUGCAGCUAGCUUGCUAGCUGACACUGUAAAAUAUUACAACAGAUAGGUGCAUAGCGCUUUGGCGAUCAGGGGGAGAAUUAUUCGGCUUUCAUGCGAAACGGAACAAACUCUCCCACUGGUACGGCCGCGCUAAGGACGUUUAAAAUAAAAGGGUGUGUGUAGCGUGGGUUAAACACUGCGGCUAGAUAGUUAGCGUUGUUAUUUUAUUGGCUUAUUUGCUCAUUACACCUGGAUUAUAACAAUGCCAGUUAGAAAAAAAGAUGCUCAACGUGCACUGCAACUGCUGGAGGAAUAUCGGACUAAACUCAGUCAAACCGAGGACCGACAGCUGAGACACUCGAUUGAGAGGGUUAUCAACAUUUUUCAGAGCAGUCUAUUUCAGGCUCUCCUAGAUAUCCAGGAAUUUUACGAAGUGACCUUGCAGGACAGUCAGAAAUGUGUGGAACCUGCCAAACCGGCAGAGCCCGUCCCUCCGGUCAACCUGUGGGACUUCUCCAGCCUGCCGUCCACCACUGUGACGUCAGAAACCCUUCCCAGCAGCCUUAGCGCUAGUGUGGAGAAAUACCGGUACCAAGAUGAGGACGGUUCCCCGCCCCCGGACCUGGGCUCGCCGAGCCUCCCCAACGAGGUGCCGGGGCCCGAGCUGGUGCAGGUGGCCGAGAAGAACCUGUCCCAGAUCGAGAACGUGCACGGAUUCGUGUCCCACGCGCACAUUUCCCCCAUGAAGGUAGAGUCCCUGGAGUGCAUCUUCGACGGGUCGCCCGCGUUAGGGAACGAGGAGGUCCCGACCCCCACCUUCUCCACCCUGUACGCACAAAGCGACACCUUCCUGCAGCAGGCAGAUGCUGUGCCUCCCUCUGUACCCAUAAUUCCUGUGAUCCCUAUCUCGCCAGUCCCGGCCGAGACCACUGUCUUCCCUGCAUCCACGCCACAGGCAAACCCACCGCCCGUCGUGGUCAAUGCAGACAGCGUGGACUCUCCUCCUUAUGUGAAUGGAACAGAAGCAGAUUACGAAUAUGAGGAAAUCACACUUGAACGAGGGAAUUCCGGCCUGGGGUUCAGCAUCGCAGGAGGCACGGAUAACCCCCACAUUGGUGAAGAUCCCAGCAUCUUCAUCACCAAAAUCAUCAUGGGCGGAGCAGCGGCCCAGGACGGCAGACUCCGAGUGAACGACUGCAUCCUGAGAGUGAACGAGGCAGACGUGAGGGACGUGACGCACAGUAAAGCGGUGGAGGCCCUGAAGGAGGCCGGCAGCAUCGUCAGACUGUACGUCCGGAGGAGAAAACCGCACGGCGAGAAAAUCGCUGAAAUCAAACUCAUCAAGGGUCCCAAAGGUCUGGGGUUCAGCAUAGCCGGGGGUGUGGGGAACCAGCACAUUCCUGGAGACAACAGCAUCUACGUCACCAAAAUCAUCGAGGGAGGGGCGGCACUCAAGGACGGCAGGCUGCAGAUAGGAGACAAGCUUCUGGCUGUGAACAUCACUUGCCUGGAGGAGGUGACUCACGAGGACGCGGUGGCCGCUCUGAAGAACACCUCUGAUGUGGUGUACCUGAAGGUGGCGAAACCCAGCAGUGUGUUCAUGAACGACAGCUUCGCCCCGCCGGACAUCACCAACUCCUACUCCCCGCACGUGGAGAACCAUAUCAGCCCGCCCAGCUUCCUGGGCCAGCCGAUAGCCCCCGUCGCCCCGGGGCGCUACUCCCCCAUCUCCAAGCCCCUGCUGGGAGACGAUGACAUCACCAGGGAGCCCAGGAAGGUGGUGCUGCAUCGAGGCAGCACGGGGCUGGGCUUCAACAUUGUGGGCGGAGAAGACGGAGAGGGCAUCUUCAUCUCCUUCAUCCUGGCGGGAGGCCCGGCAGACCUGUGUGGAGAGCUGCGGAAAGGAGACCGGAUUGUGUCUGUGAACGGGGUGGACCUCCGCUGCUCCACGCACGAGCAGGCAGCCGCGGCGCUGAAGAACGCAGGGCAGACCGUCACCAUCGUGGCCCAGUACCGCCCGGAGGAAUACAGUCGCUUUGAGGCCAAGAUCCAUGACCUGCGGGAGCAGAUGAUGAACAGCAGCAUCAGCUCAGGAUCCGGCUCCUUACGGACCAGCCAGAAGAGAUCGCUAUACGUCAGAGCGCUGUUUGACUACGAUAAGACCAAGGACUCUGGGCUGCCCAGCCAGGGCCUGGACUUCAAAUUCGGGGACAUCCUGCAUGUGGUGAACGCCUCGGACGACGAGUGGUGGCAGGCACGGCAGGUGACCCUCGACGGGGAGGUGGAGGAGGUCGGGGUCAUUCCCAGCAAGAGGAGGGUGGAGAAGAAGGAGAGGGCCCGCUUAAAGACGGUCAAGUUCAACCCCAAGUCCCGCGACAAAGGGCAGUCACUCAAUGACAAGCGUAAAAAGAAUCUCUUUUCCCGAAAAUUCCCUUUCCUCAAGAACAAGGACCAGAGCGAGCAGGAAACCAGCGAUGCCGACCAGCAUGUAACCUCUAACGCCAGCGAUAGCGAAAGUAGCUACCGUGGACAGGAGGAGUACGUUCUGUCUUACGAACCCGUCAACCAGCAGGAAGUGACGUACACCCGUCCGGUCAUCAUUCUCGGGCCCAUGAAGGACCGCGUCAACGACGACCUGAUCUCUGAGUUUCCAGACAAGUUUGGGUCGUGUGUGCCCCACACGACCAGACCGAAGCGUGACUACGAGGUGGAUGCCAGAGACUACCAUUUUGUGGUCUCGCGGGAGCAGAUGGAAAAGGACAUCCAAGAUCACAAGUUCAUCGAAGCCGGCCAGUACAACAACCACCUGUACGGGACCAGCGUCCAAUCGGUGCGCGAGGUGUCCGAGAAGGGCAAACACUGUAUUCUGGAUGUUUCAGGCAACGCCAUCAAGAGACUCCAAAUCGCACAUCUGCAUCCUAUCGCUAUUUUCAUCAAACCAAAAUCUGUGGAAAAUAUUUUGGAGAUGAAUAAGAGGCUGACAGAGGAACAGGGCAGAAAGACCUUCGACAGAGCCAUGAAACUAGAGCAGGAGUUCACUGAGCACUUCACCUCGAUCGUACAGGGGGACACCUUGGAGGAGAUCUACAGCCACGUAAAGCUGAUCAUCGAGGAGCAGUCUGGACCCUAUAUAUGGGUGCCGGCCAAGGAGAAGUUGUGAAGAUGCCGGAAGCUCUAGCUUUUUCUUUAUUUGAUUUUUCUUUUGUAAUUAUUGUUAUUAUUCUUUGAUUUUGAUUUUUUAACCAACCUGGCCUGUUGUGUCUGAAGGCGCUUGCUCCUUGCCCCGAUGUCACCUGUCGCCAGGGAGACUCCUGACUUCAAGACUCCUGAUUGGAUCGUUACUGUUUCCUGUGGGGGUGGGGUCGGGGGGAGCACUGCCUGACCAGCAACUAAAAGGGGAAUUUACGGUACAAUUCCUUAAUGUUUAAGGGAGGUGACUUUCUGCGAAAAUAAUAAAUAAAAUCUAGAUGCAUUAUAUAUUAUUUUUUCAUUACAGUGGAAGGAAGUGCAGUCAUGUGCGUAUGGGUUCAUCAAAAACAUGAAGCAAAACUUUGCACGUCAUUGCUUUAACAGCAUGUUUUGAUUAAUAUAUUUUUUCUGUCAAGCUUUAUUUUUCUUUAAUUUGCCGUUUCAUGUUGGGGGGGGGUCCUGUAUCUGAACUGCAGUAAUCAUAGCCUUGUUUUAAUUUUACCAUACUCUUCCACGCAUAUUUCCACAACCCCAACAAUCUGUUCACAUUGGUCGGCCAUUUUGUUUUCUCCAACAAGCAACUGCACAAGUACAAGAUGGCGCGACACGUUAGAAUGUUAAUAGAAAAGAUUUAAGCAACAUCCCAUGAUUAAAAACCGCUAAUCUCACUACGAUCACCGGCUGUUUUUUUUAUCUUUUGGUGCUUUUGAGAAUUCAUUAAAUGCAAACACAAAAAUGAAACGGAGUGGCUGUUUUUAAACCCGAGAUGUCCGUAUGUAAGUAGGGGCAAAAUGUGAGAAGCCGAAAGAAUUUACUGUACACUGAGAUUUUAACAGAUAUUUAACCCUCAGUAAACUGCCUAUUUUGUUAUAAUAAAAGUCUAUAUUGAACUUUACUUAAACAAUACAACUGUGGGAAUUAUUUUCUUUACAUUGUCGAGCAUAUAUAAAUAUAAAUAUAUAGAUAUAUAAAUAUAAAUAUGAAUAUAUUUUUCCUUUACUUUUACCACCGCCUCCUUUGCCAUUUGAUUUCCUUUUUGAGCAUUGAAACAGGAAAAGCCCCAUCCUAACAGAAGAAGCCCGGUGGUAGGGUAACAGUAUUUGGUCUGAAGCAGCCGCAAAUAAGUAACCCUGGCAGCUAGUUCUCCUCUAUCCUAGCCCUUCCAUAUGAAUUCUCUGUGAGUUUUUUCAUGUGAUGUGCAUGGUUUUUAAGCAAUAGUCUUUAUUAUAUAAAAUAAGUUUAAAAAAAGAAAAGAAAAAAUGACUCCGUGUUUUCACCUGGGAUUGUGAAUCAUCAUAUCUUAAACGCAUAGCUCCUCCUGGGAUUGUACAGGCUUCUCUUGUGUGGACGUGGCCAUCACUUGGUUCUGAACGGAAGCGCUCUUUAAUACAAGCCUUUAUUCCUCCACCCACUAGAGGGCGCUCCGCCUGCUUCCCUUGCUCGCCCUCAUGUUCCCCGAAGAUGAUUGUUUUCUCUGAGACUGCUUCUUUAUCACCUCAUCGCCACUUUAAUUUCACUCAUUUUUUUGGACUGGAUUAUGUAAAUAACCUAACGGCCUGAUUCAUUCCAUUUGUCAAAAGAGGAGAACGGCUAAUAAAAUCUUUCUCUUACAACA